Molecule: messenger RNA, 1747 nt
Organism: Populus trichocarpa (black cottonwood)
Lineage: Eukaryota; Viridiplantae; Streptophyta; Magnoliopsida; Malpighiales; Salicaceae
Exons: 2
Coding region: 272-1534 (420 amino acids)
Molecular function (GO): protein binding
Source: RefSeq, a predicted model, not a curated record
AAAAACCUCUUUCCCUGCAAGGUAGGGUACAUCAUCAUCAAGAUGUUGAUUUUCAGCUAUCAACAAGUAAGUAAAUAAAUAAAUAAAUAAAUAAAUAAAUAAAUACUAAAUCAUGAUUAUAUAAAGUAAGUGGGUCCCCUAUCCAAGUCAGCCUCUUCUGCGUUGCUGAGACAAACAUCCUAAAUAAAUUCGAAGCAGCAAAACUUACCCCCUCGUUUACAAUAUUUACAUGGUUCUUGGUUUUCUAACGAAACCACUGUAAUAUUCAGACAUGUCGUCCCUGCAUCCAUCAGAGCUGGAUUCAGUCGCCACAGAUUCUGUAGCCUCCUCUCCUCGGUCCGAUUAUCACUCGUUGCAUGAUCCACGCGUGCGCUUCAUGUGCAGCUUCGGAGGUAAAAUUCUCCCCCGCCCUCACGACAAUCAGCUCCGAUAUGUUGGUGGUGACACUCGCAUAGUUGCUGUCCAUCGCUCCACAACUUUCUCUACUCUCAUCACUAAAUUAUCAAAAUUGUCAGGAAUUGUUAACUUGAGUGUCAAGUAUCAACUACCAAAUGAAGAUCUUGAUGCUUUGAUAUCUGUAACAACUGACGAGGAUGUUGAGAACAUGAUGGAUGAAUAUGAUCGUGUUUUACAAAAUCAAAACCCCCGUUCGGCUCGGCUUAGGCUAUUCUUGUUCUCUACAGAAAAUGAGGAGUCAUCAAGAGCAAGUAGUAUCAGUUCACUUCUUGACGGAUCAACUAACCGUGAAAACUGGUUUUUUGAUGCUCUUAAUUCCGGCGCUAGGAGGCUUGAACGUGGAAGGUCUGAGGCUUCUUCAAUUAUUUCUGAAGUACCAGAUUAUCUAUUCGGGUUGGAGAAUUCGGAUGAGACCAAACAGAAGUCCCGUUUCGUUAUGAACGAUAAUGUUUCAGCUUCCGAUCCGGGUUCUCCUGCCCCGGUUGUUUCUUCCCCGUAUUGCUCAACUUCAUCGGUUGUGCCUACUAUGCCUUCAAUUCCGGAUCUUCCACCUGUUAAGACCAAACCCGAUUACCCAGAUCCGAUAACAGUACAGGUGAAGCAGACACCCUUUGAGGGUUAUUCUGAACCAAUGGAGCCACCACCGAUGACACAACCAACCGGGUAUCCGGGUAACCCAGUCAUGCAUUAUAUUCCGGAUUCUCAUUAUUCUGGUGCUCCAGUACAACAAAUGCCGGUUUAUUAUGUUCAGGGUACAAUUCCACCAGGGAAUGUUCAAAUUCGCUCCCCAUAUGCUCAACAAUACCCGAUUGCAACUGGGCAAAUGCCAAUCCGAUACCACCAAGCUGUGCAAGGAAUGGGUCAAGUGUAUAGUGGAAUGACAAUGAGGCCUGUUGCGGCCAUGGAUCCGUAUGAUGGUGCUAGAGUUGUUUCUGAUGGGGUGAAUCAACAGUUUUAUUACGGAGUUCGGAAUGCAAGCACGGGUAUGGUUCAAGGGUAUCCGGGCAUGGUUAUCCCGGGUGGGGAGGAUAUGAAAAGGACCGCAUCCGAUGUAAAUCCGGGUCGGGUAUCCCAGUAAUCCUGGUAUAUGUGGUAUUUCGACUAGUCUUUAUUUGUGUAAAUUUUGUGUUUUGGUGAUAAUGAACUACAGAUAAUUGGGCUUGUAAUUAGCAUUAUUUUUUUUUUUGCUAUAUUUGGUUCGUUUUGUAUUAAGAAACAUGAAUGGUUUGGAAUGGGUUGUGUGUAGGUGAGAUUUAUAAAUUUUCUAUAUAAAAUCACUUUUUUUUUGUUA